Molecule: messenger RNA, 2682 nt
Organism: Caenorhabditis angaria
Lineage: Eukaryota; Metazoa; Nematoda; Chromadorea; Rhabditida; Rhabditidae
Source: the annotation of a GenBank genome assembly
AUGGCGGACGUAAUGUGUGCGCCAUUUUUUCAAAAUAUACCUCAUUUUAUCACACAACAACAGCAGCAACAACAACAAAUUGUACAAAAAUCCACGGCACAUUUGGAAAUUCAAAGGCCCAAAGAAGGUGGGGUUUAUACUGUUUUUCCGCCAAAAAAAUAAAAUUUUGAAUUUCAGAUCAGAAGAAAGUGUAUUAUUGUCAAAGAUGUCUGAAUCACGAUAGGACGGAGCCGAGAAAAAAUCAUAAGGUUGGCUUUUUUUUUUUGGGAAAAUUGAUUUGGCUAUAAAAUUCAAGAAUCACCAUUUUUUCAACAAAAAACAUUUUGUGAUUUUUUUGAAACAGUGAAAUUUUUCUCACUUAAAAAAUUGCCAGAAAAUUUAUCUGACCAAAAAUGUUCCCAAUUUUUUGAAAUUCUUGCUCAAAAAUUCCACAUUUCAAACAGUGUCUACACGGAUCAACAUUUUUUUCAAAACAAAAUUUUAUGAUUUUUUUAAAACAGUGAGAUUCACAUAGAAAAAAAUAAGACAUUUUUUGCUGCUGUGCAGUGUUUGCAGAUUCAAAUACGCAGGCGGAAAAGGGGUGAGAGACGCAGAAGAAUGUUCUAGAAUGCGAACAUUUUUCAAAGGAAAAAAAAAGUGCGCCGCAAAAUUGCAGUUUUGAGAGAAAAAAAGAGGGCGGAGUCGAGGGUCAGCGUGCGGUCAGAGGGUUUUGGUCGUAAUUUCGCGUCUAAAGCAAAUUUUUCUCAUUUUUUUCUAUGUGAGAUUUUUUAGUUCAAAAUUUUGUGUAUCUGUUAGAAUUUUUAUUUGCAAUGGAAAACAAUUUUCUCAAAAUAAUUUAUGAUUCUUUUGAAACAGUAAAUUUUUCAAAAAAAAAUUUCAAGAAAGAAAACUGAAAUUGUUUACAUAAACCCUCAUACUUUUGAAAAAAAAAAUUUAUGACUUUCUUGAAACAGUAAAUUUUUCUACUCAAAAAAGUGUUUAGGAGAAUGUUUCUGAUCUAAAUUUCAUUUUUUUUCGGAUUUUUUUGAUAGUGUUUAUUUUUAAAAUUUCAAACUGAAAAAUGCCGAAUUUUCUGGCCAGGCUUAAAAUUUUAGGGUAAAAAACUUUUUAACCUGAAAAUUAUGAAAUCAAACAAUUUCUGGUUUUUUUAUCUGAAGAGAAGGGACUUCAUAAUAAACUAGAAAUGUUACCCAAAAAAUAUAAUUUUUUUUUGAAACAGUGAGAUUUUUUAGUUCAAAAUUUCAAAAUCAAUCUGAUUUAUAUUGAUAUCAUAAAACGUUGAAUUUUUUGAACCUAAAAAGUUAUGAUAUUUUUGAAGCAGUGAUUUUUUCUGAACUAAAACAUAGCCAGAAAAUAUUUAUGAUCAAAAUUUUGGGAAUAUUUCAAUUUUCUUGCUCAAAAAUUGUUUUAGUUAUGUUUUGAAACUAGAAUUUUGGUUUCAAAACAGACUUUACUGGAUUUUUUUUUAAUCGAAUGUCCAAAAUCAAAUCAACAUCUUUUACAUUGUUUGUUCAAAAAUUUUACGGAUUUUUUGAAACAGUGAAUUUUUCUAACCCAAAAAAUUGCUAGAAAACGUUUAUUUCCUGAAUUUUUAUCAAUUUCUGGCUCAAAAAUUACAAAUUUUGAACAAUAUUAUUUUUCAUUAACAAUUCUGGAACACACUCCGCAAAAUGAUGAAUGAAAUCCAUUUAAAUUAAAAAGUUAUGAUUUUUUUGAAACAGUGUAUUUUUCCCUUUCAAAAAUUUCUGGUUUUUUAUUUGACAAGAAGAAAUAAUCAUUUAAUCAGAUGAUCAACAAGCUUAAUAUUUUAUUAAAAAAUUAUAUUAUUUUUGAAACAGUGAAUUUUUUCUUACCGAAAAAAUUGCUAGAAAAUGUUUAGUUCAUAAAUUUUUCUCAAUUUCUGGCUCAAAAAUUCCAAAUUUCCGCAAAUGAUGAAUAAAAUUCCUAUAAAUUGAAAAAAAUCUAUAAUGUUUUUGAAACAGUGAAAUUUUUUCUCACUCAAAAAUUUCUGGUUUUUUAUUUGACAAGAAGAGAUGAUCAUUUAAACAAGCUUAAUAUUUUAUUCAAAAAUUAAAAUAUUUUUGAAACAGUGAAUUUUUUGUAACCAAAAAAAUUGCUAGAAAACGUUUAUUUCCUGAUUUUUUUUCAAUUUCUGGCUCAAAAAUUCAAAAUUUUGUAUAACAUUAUUUUUCAGUAAGAAUUCUGGAAAUAACUUCGCAAAAUCAUAAUAAAAAUCCAUAUAAAUUCAAAAAUGUUAUGAUUUUUUUGAAACAGUGAAUUUUUUCUCACUCAAAAAUUUCUGGCUUUUUAUUUGACAAAGAAAAGAUGAUAAUCUGAACCAACUCAGUAUUUCAUUUGAAAAUUAUAUUAUUUUUGAAACAGUGAAUAAAAAAAAUUUUGUCUUAAAAUCUGACAGUUAUCAGAUUUUGCGAUUUUCCCAGAAAUUUUAUGAUUUUUUUGAAACAGUGAAUUUUUUUGCAGUGUGAAUGUCCUUUUGCAAAUUGCACAUGUUUCAAAUGUAGUCUAGUGGAAAAACGGCGAAAACUCAACCUACAACUUCACGAGCUGGAAGGUGAUGCUGAAAAUUUGAUUGGAGCUGAUGGAAAGAAAAUUCUAGAUCUGGAAGAGGAGGAUCGAAAGCUGAAAGGAGGUUCGGAUUGUUUUUUUUUGGGUGGUCCCUAA